ACGGAUCACUGUCCUACAGGGUGUAAGGGCUCAGCGCUAUGACUUGUUGUAACACAGAGAGUGUCUAUGCAUGAAAGGAGCACAGUGACAUCGACACAGGUCAAGGAGGACAAGAAGAUGGACUACAAAUAUGAUGACGGAAUAGAACUUCUACUCAAUCACAUGAACAUUGAAGACAUCAUCGAUGCGGUGGAGAGCCUCUAUCAGGUCGAGAGCGAGGUUGGAGUGGCCGAGGAGCCGAGCAAGGAAGGCUCGGGGUUCGAAGAAGGCGAUAACGAGGAGAUGGAUGACAGCGAGGAGGCGGGGGAGUCGGGGAGCGAGCCGGGGGGCUGCAGCGAGGGGGGAGUGGCGGAGGAGGAGAGCGGGGAAGGUGUGGAUGGAGGCGCCGGCGGAGUCAAGUACGGGAAAGCGACGGAUCUGCUGGACUUCAUCAACCUCGUCUCGGAUGUGGCCCUGGCCGAACGGCAGCACCUGCCGGAGGAGAUGGGAGUCGUGCUCAACAAGAAAGAGAUGGCUGUUCAAAAUGGCCGUUAUCAGAUCAAUAGAGAGUUUGUCCUGUUUCCUUGGAAGUUGACUUAUAAGAAUCCCCGGACUGGCCUUGUGCCCAAUGGCUCCUUUGGGAAAGUCCAUCUGGCACAGGACACGAAGACCCGAAAAAGAAUGGCAUGCAAACUGAUUCCGAUGGAGAACUUCCGAGCGGCCGAUGUGGAGAUCCAGGCCAAGUUCCGCCACGAGAACAUAGCGGAGCUGUACGGCGCCUUGCUCUGGGACCAGAAGCUCCACCUCUUCAUGGAGGCGGGCGAGGGCGGCUCGGUGCUGGAGAAGGUGGACAGCUGCGGGCCCAUGAGGGAGUUUGAGAUCAUCUGGGUGACCAGGCAGGUCCUCCGGGGGCUGGAGUACCUCCACGCCAACAAAGUCAUCCACCACGACAUCAAACCGAGCAACAUAGUUCUGAUGUCGGACAAGGCGGUACUGGUGGACUUUGGCCUGACAGUGCAGAUGACUGAGGAGAUGUACACUCCCAGAGACCUGAGAGGAACCGAGAUGUACAUGAGCCCAGAGGUGGUGCUGUGUCGCGGCCACGACACCAAGAUCGACAUCUACAGCCUGGGCACCACCAUCAUACACAUGCAGACGGGCAGCCCGCCCUGGGCCACCAGGUUCCCCCGCACGGCCUACCCCUCCUACCUUUACAUUAUCCACAAGCUGGCUCCGCCCAUGGAGGACGUGGCGGAGGACUGCAGCCCGGCCAUGCGCUCCUUCCUGGGCCGUGCGAUGGAGAGGAACCCCACCCUGCGCGCCUCGGCCCCGGAGUUGCUGACCCACGAGGCGCUGCACCCCCCCAGGGAGGACCAGCCCCGCUGCUGGAGCCUGGACUCGGCCAUGGAGGAGGCCCACCAGCUCAUGCACCGGCAGCACAGCCAGCACAGCGACACCCUCCUGGGGUCAUCUCUGUGCUCUGAAGACUCCGGCCACAUGAGGAGGAACUCCCUCUACGGAGACCUAGGGGCCAUGGCCGAGUACUACAAGAUCGUCAAGGGGCCCCCUGCCGCAGAUUAUUAGCUUAGCCCCGGAGGAUCAAUGCUGAGUCAAUACAACGGCUAUCCGCUAAUCACCAUUAGCGCAAGCUAACCUGACUUCCCUGUUUCACACCUCGGAGGGCGUCUACCAACAACUAUGGUGAAUUAUGAGGAAGGCUGUCAAAGACAAGGCAUGGAAUUGGACUAUUGCAAUGACAUUGAAUUGUUCGACGUUAACUUUUAAGUCGAAGUACAACGGCAAAACAGUUGUUGAUAAUAUAUGGUAGUUUUAAAGUUUCCCUAUAGUAUCUUAAUGAUAUGGCUGUAUAUUUUAUAACAGUUCUCUCAGCUUAAGUAGCUUUUAUUAUUCAACCCUGUCAUAUUAUGUUCUAUGGCCUAUCAUGUUCAUUCCUAUGGAAUGGUUUGAAGCUAAGAUAGUAUUUGCUAUGCAAAUUGGGAUGCAUUGGAAUGUUGCAAUUUUUGUACAUCUUUAUAGAUGAAACUAGUACUUACUUGUUUUGUUUUUUUUACAUAGAAAGCACAGAGAAUGUUUAAUGUUGGAUUCUCCAAAUAUUCCUAUUCAAUAAAUGAGCCAUAAAAGAUUGUGUUUGUGUCCAAUGAAAUUCAUAGAUCAAUGCCAUUUUCAUGAAAAUGUACCAAAAGCUUUUUAACCGAAAUCAGUUGUUUGAUCACUAUGAAUUCUUCCUUGGAGACAGAACUGAGCUCUGAUGAUUAUUUCCACUGUGGCUUAUGGUGGAAACGUUUUUAUUACCAGCAUUUCACAAACUUCUCUAUUUUGGGGGCUUUUUAGGGUAAAACAAACGUGUUUUUCCAUUGCAUGUUUUUCCAUAGGAAAACAAAACAGACAAUAAUAAUAUGCAGGCUGACUAUUUAAUUGACAAAUAAUGAUGUCCUGAUACGAAUAUUUAUAUCUAUAUUUAUACAUUUACAUUAUAUACAUAUCGUUUUAAAUAAGUACUGUCAUAGACCUAUUCCUAAUCCUCUUGCAUUUAUUGCAUUGCGCAUUUUCAAAGAAUGUACAAUUGUAUUCAAUAUAAUAAAUGAAAAUAUCCACA
Gadus macrocephalus (Pacific cod) is the source of this 2596-nucleotide messenger RNA. RefSeq names its product mitogen-activated protein kinase kinase kinase 8 (gene map3k8). The record is from RefSeq and is a predicted model, not a curated record. Gene Ontology annotation, molecular function: ATP binding; protein kinase activity. Gene Ontology annotation, biological process: protein phosphorylation. NCBI's taxonomy places the organism in Eukaryota, Metazoa, Chordata, Actinopteri, Gadiformes, Gadidae. The transcript is spliced from 8 exons. The coding region runs from base 67 to 1563 and encodes 498 amino acids.